Molecule: messenger RNA, 3765 nt
Organism: Mugil cephalus (flathead mullet)
Lineage: Eukaryota; Metazoa; Chordata; Actinopteri; Mugiliformes; Mugilidae
Gene: accs
Product: 1-aminocyclopropane-1-carboxylate synthase homolog (Arabidopsis)(non-functional)
Exons: 16
Coding region: 382-3279 (965 amino acids)
Biological process (GO): amino acid metabolic process; biosynthetic process
Molecular function (GO): transaminase activity; pyridoxal phosphate binding
Source: RefSeq, a predicted model, not a curated record
AGGGGGCCAUAACACAAAGCUCUCAUUCUGGCUCGCAUGGUUGUGUAUACCCCCGUGUCAUAGCCUGGUAUGAGUGAAAACCAGCCUGCUUUCAGCGGCUCCUCCGCCAACACGGACCAAAGUUAUCCCGGAAUAGGAUAGCACGCAUGUGCCGUCAACCCGGAUGUAGAUGUUUUUUGUACGCAUAUAUUCCCCAUUCCUCCAACUUAGGACACAAUUGCUGCAGAAAAGGUUUAUAUGUUUUAGCACCGGCUGGACAAAGCUAUGCGGUCCCGAACGCGUCCUAACCGGGUUAAGCAGCCGUGACAUGUGCGUGGACCUGCGUGGAUGUCACAUCCCGGUGGCAGCUCCGCAGCAAUCCGAGAGCUACUCUUUUGAUUUAUGAACACGUCCCGCAACUUCGCGAUGGACUUUCGCGGCAGGAGGCACGAGCGGGGCAGCAACUGGACGGACCCGGAGAUCGUGGAGCUGCUCCAGCUGUGGUCCGACAAGUCGGUCCAGAUCGAGCUGGAGAGCUCGUUGCGCAACCAGCGCGUGUUUGACCGCAUAGCACACGUUUUGCGCGAAAAGGGCAUCUACCGCACGGGGGACCAGUGCAGGGAGAAGAUCAAGAAGAUGAAGCUGGAGUACCGCCGCAUCAAGGACAACCACAAGAUGAGGUCCUGGAAGUUCUACGACGUGAUGGACAGGGUGCUGGCGAACCGGCCGGCCAUCACCUACUCCUCCCUCGGCGGAGCUGUCGUAGCUCAACAGGUGUUUCAGAGCCCCGGCGCACCUGACUCGUACCAGCAGGGAUCCACGCCGGGUGCCUUCGGCCCCGUGACUGCGGGUGGUUUUGUCUUUGGCCCUCCGCCGAAAUCCGAAGAUCUGCUGGACAUUAAAUGUGAAGAUGUUGAGGAGAGCAUGCUGAACCCCGGGGUUGCGCCCCCCGAGAUGUAUUAUGGAUCCGGAGACGACCAUGAAACGGAUGGGCAGUCUCUGCUGGAGCCGGAGGACACGCUGGACCGGGCAGAGAGCUCUACGCAUGCACUAAUCUCCCCUUCAGGUUUCAGCGACUUGAACAUCGCUGGCUCGGCAACAGCUGCCACCCAGGCCGCCCGCAGUCCCGCAGCACAGGACGUGCCAAGGAAGCUGGGUUCACAUCCCCUGACCUCUGGGAGAAUGAGGAAGCGCAGGCGCGGCGGCAAGGCAUCGUGCGUCGGCCAGGAGAGCCUGGACAAGGCCCUGGCCGGCUUCCUGAGCUGGCAGCAGUCGGCGGAGGAGCGUCUCCUCUCGCUGGAGGAGGCGCGGCUGGAGAGGGAGCUGCAGGCCGAGGAGCGCAGGGAGCAGCGGGAGGAGAAGAGGGCGGAGCAGGAGCGCCAGCACGAGCUGCGCCUGUUCAGCAUGCUCACGGGGGCGUUGUUCGCUGUCAGACAGGGCGCUCCGACCGCGACGCAGGCCGAGCCCUCCGUCUCACCUCAGGCUCAUCUGUCGCCCUCGCCGACGACCACAGCUGCCCCCUCCGCCUCGUCUCAGCCCCUUUCAGAAGCUCCCACGGCACAGGAGGCUAAGCAGCCCGCAACUGUCGAGGCCUGCGACGUCUCUCAGAACAGUUUGGCAACUCUCAGAGGAGCGGGAGCUCCCGGCCGUAGCGCGUACCUGUCCAACCGUGGUAACAGCAUACGACAGCAUCAAGGCAUCCUCCAGGAGGGCUAUGCCCAGUAUGGGAUGGACAGACACCACGACACAGACAACCCUGAUGGUGUAAUCAACAUGGGUACAAGUGAGAACAAACUAUGCUACGACCUUCUUCACACACGUUUGACCAAGCCUGACAUGCUGCAUGUUGAUCCAUCCUUGUUGCAGUAUUCGGACUGGAGGGGACACUCUUUCCUAAGAGAGGAAGUCGCCAAGUUCCUGACUCAGUACUGCUGUUCCCCGAAACCGCUGAAAGCUGACAACGUCGUGGUGAUGAAUGGUUGCGGCUCCCUCUUCUCGUGUAUUGCCGCAGUAAUUUGUGACCCUAAAGAUGCCAUCCUCAUCCCGACUCCCUUCUAUGGCGUUAUCACCGAAGACCUGCAUUUGUAUAGUGAUGUGAAACUCUUCCACGUGCCUCUGGAUUGUGAGGAUGAUGGCAAAGAUGGCCGACCCUUCCACCUCACUGUAGGGAAGCUAGAAGAAGGUCUGAAGAGGGCUAAGCAGGAGGGGCUGGUAAUUCGAGCUGUUAUCCUGAUGAACCCCCACAACCCCCUGGCUGAGAUCUACACCCUGAAGGACAUGAUUGCCUUCUUGGAGUUUGCCAAAAGAAAUGAGCUCCACGCCAUCGUGGACGAAGUGUACAUGCUGACAGUGUUUGACGAAUCUGUCACCUUUCACAGUGUCCUCAGUACAGACAGUUUGCCCGACCCGCAGAGGACACAUGUAAUGUGGGGGAUGAGCAAGGACUUUGCAAUGGCAGGGAUCAGAAUAGGCACCCUGUAUACUCAGAACAAAGACCUCAUAGAGGCUUUGGCUCAGCUGGGCUCAUUCCACGGUAUCCCCGGGACCACUCAGCACCAGGUAGCGCAGCUGCUUCAAGACAGAGAGUGGAUCGAUGAGGACUUUCUGCCGGAGAACCGACGCAGACUGAAAGCUUCUCACGGCUUCCUGACGGGAGAGCUGCUCAGUAUGGGCGUCCCCUACCUGGGCCAACCUGCUGCGCUGUUUGUCUGGGCCGACCUCAGAAAGUAUCUUAGAGAGUCAUCGUUUGAGGAGGAGCUGUCCCUGUGGAGGCGUUUCCUGAGACACAAGGUGGUGUUGAGCUGUGGCCAGGCGUUCUCCUGCUCCACACCUGGGUGGUUCCGCAUCGUCUUUGCAGACCAACAGCACCACCUUCAGCUAGGCCUCAAGCGCAUGAGGGAAGCUCUGAAAGAAACGGAAGAAACAGAGAGCAGCCCCGAUUCACGCCCCGCCACGGAGGCCGGCGAGGAAAGCAAAGAGCCACUGAAAGAGGACAGUGCAGAUUCGGACAAUGCCGCGAUUGUCAAUUCAACAUCAUCGCCCCAGAGCAAGUCACCGGACCGGUCGGAGGAGAGGGACAGCCCCGUUCCUGACACGGUCCCAGCGGCCGCCGAGGAGUUUGUGUUGCUGGACUGCCAGGCCUCUAAGCCCGCAGAGAGUUUGGACUCGUUGAUUGGUACUCUCAGGCAUCAGAUCCACUCCUCCGAUUGGCUGGAGAAAAACACACCAGAUCUGUCUGCUGGGGAGGAUCCAGAAAUUCUCGAUGUAUUCAAGGCCUUGCUGCAGAGAGCCAGAAAAUAAGCUUAGGAUAAACAGGCACGAAUGUAGCUGCCAAAUUUCGAGAGGCAAUACUUAAGCAUCCCUCUCGCUCCCUUUGUUUACGGUGAAAAGCUCAACACAAACACCUGACACAAGGUCAAGUCUGCUGUCUAUUUUGGAGGAGUCAAACAGCCGAGAGGGGGAUAAAGAGGAGAUGUGAAGAAAAAUAAAGCAUUAAAGGCCAGGAUGUGAGAUCAAGCCUCAUUUUUCAGCUGCUGAGAAAGAUUGCCUUGUUUUUAUUGUCCUCAUGUGAAAUGUAAGUCCCCAGAAAUCAGACACAGUCUUUUUUCCAAUGCCUCUUAUAUUAUAACAUCUCUGUUAUUUGGUUAUAUGCAGUUUAUUUUACCAGAAUGUAUUCUUUCCGUAAAGCUAAUGAUCUGUGAACGAAUUGUAUCUUUGUCUGACUAUUGUUAUUCUUUCAUAGCAAAUUUCAGCCCGUGAUCAAUAAAUAGAUUUUUAUAGAAGUCA